Molecule: messenger RNA, 2244 nt
Organism: Sphaerodactylus townsendi
Lineage: Eukaryota; Metazoa; Chordata; Lepidosauria; Squamata; Sphaerodactylidae
Gene: CAMK2N2
Product: calcium/calmodulin dependent protein kinase II inhibitor 2
Exons: 2
Coding region: 212-445 (77 amino acids)
Biological process (GO): negative regulation of protein kinase activity
Molecular function (GO): protein kinase binding; calcium-dependent protein kinase inhibitor activity
Source: RefSeq, a predicted model, not a curated record
UCAGGCCCGGAUGCAUGACUUCAUCCUUCCGCCUGGGUUUCCUUUAUGAUGUAGGGCUGUCCCCAGCGCUCGGCUCAGACGCUGGUAGAGGCUGCCCGGCUCCGCACUCGUCCGCUUGCGCGCACCAGCAGCUGCCAGCCCUGGCCGUCCGGCUCCUGCUCUCUCCCUCGCCGCCUCCCUUCCUCCGCCGGCUCCCCAGGCCGCCGCCAGCAUGUCUGAGAUCCUGCCCUACGGCGACGAGAAAGUGGCCCGCUAUGGGGCCGACUCCGAAGUCAGCGAGCUCUCCUUCAGCUGCCGCCUGCAGGACACCAACUCCUGGGGCAACCAGUCCAAGAGGCCUCCCAAGCUGGGGCAGAUUGGCCGAGCCAAGAGAGUUGUGAUCGAAGACGAUAGAAUAGACGAGGUGCUGAAGGGCAUGACAGACAAGUCGCCCGCCGGGGUAUAAAUCGGCCGCCCAGGCGCCUGCAUCCAACUGCAGACUGACCCCACUGAAUUUUUAAGCACUUUCGGCUGUGCAUGUUUGUUGGGAUUGUGAUCAACAAAAGCGGGAAAGCGAAGGAAGGAGAUGAGGCUGCUGGCAACACCCUCCACCCCCACCUCAGACCCCAAACCGAAGAGGUAAACGCGAUGGGGGCCGUCUCCCCCUCCUCUGCUCCCAACCGGGAGCACAAAGGGACGCCGAGAUCUUGUCACCGCCACCCGUCUCGCUCCUGACUCCUAUAACGCACGACGCCCAACCCAACCCGGAGUCGAAUCCGGUUCCAGAACCCUUCCAGAUGCCGCACGGGGCUCUUGCGCCUUGGGGAGCUGUCCGUUUCAGCACCACCGCCAGUCUUCGGACGCGCUUGCCCAGCUGGGGAGCUGUCCACUUCAGCACCACCGACGCGCUUUGACAACGCAGCUGACCACUGCAGCAACUUGGCCCGCGUCAACGCUGGGGGGCUGUUCAUUAUUCCCUCCCACCCCCCUCCUCCCCUCUCAUGUCCAGUCUUUAGCAGCAGUUGGAAACCCCCCCUUGUCUUGGGUGACCCCAUGCCACGACACGACGGUGCUGUUUUUUUCCGAGAGCCCUGAGCCACGGGAUCGCCCAGCGCUCUCUGUUUUUAGGUGUGUGUGGGGGUCUCCUUUAACAUUGCACUUUACACCUUUCACGAUUUCUGGGGUGGGGGGUGGCAGCUGUGGAGCUGCAUAGUCCACGAAACACACACAUACGCUUCUCUGAACAUAACCAGUUCGUUGUGUUUGCUGUCACGUCCCCCCCAUCUUUCCAGCCGACAGUCAUUCUGUUAUAUACAGUAUUCCCCCCUCCCUUCUCCUACAGCCCACCCUGAAACCCCCGAGCCGUUUGCAAAAUACCAGCAGUUUGGAAGCAAACCCAAAGCCAGCAGUGCUGAGAGGAAGACAGAGGUUCUGACGAGGAUGGACUAUAACCUAAAAGACAGUGAUUGUUUUUUGCUGUCGAGAGACAUUUUUGCGCCAUCUUUUUUGCAUGAGCUUCCUGGUCUCGGUGCCACGUCUUGGUGCCACUAGUCACCCCCACUAUGGCACGCUUCUUUUUAACAGGAACUCCUCAUAUUUGUAUUUUUAUAUCUGAAUAUUUGUUAACAACAAUCUGCUAAUGUCUAAUGUCCAAGCAUCAAAAGAUUGUUCGUAUUUUUUCUCUCUCUCUCUCCAUAAGACAGAUAGACGAGCUCUUAUAAGAUGGAUUUCCCAUGGGAAGGCAGGUAUAUUUUUAAAAAAGAUGGUUCUCUCUUAAUUAUAUAUCAGUAUUGGACAGGACUUCUUGAAUGUGUUCCAGGUUUUGCACACAUUAUCGUUAACAAGAAAUGUAUUUAAGAGUCUUAUACUGUGAUCAGUGGCUUUGUUGAUGGACUUUGUAGGAAUAUGACGAAUUUAGGAAAAAAACUAAUAAUAAUGCACUGUUUAUGAAUGUGUUCAGAUAACUUGCUGGUUAUUUGAUGCCUCUUUCUUAGGAGGAGACGUUCAGAGUUGUUUUUAAUUUUGUACUUUAAUUUAAUUUAAUUUAAUUUAUUUUUUAAAAAGAAGCUUAUUCUUGUCUGUUGUGCAUGAGAAACCAUCAUCUUUUCAAUAAUAUACAACAAUAUUUUAUGACGACAACGAAGCAAAAAAAAAUUAUAUUGUCAUGACAUUCUAAGAAUGACCCAUUGUAAAUUUUAAUGCCAUUUUUCACUGUAUUGGUGAACAAAACCCAAUUAAUAAAUACAUACAUGUACUGAAAUGGGA